AGCAUGUGGUAGAGUUUAGUAGUGUGAUACCUGCUGUUAGCAUCCAGCCGGCUAGAGGAGAGGAAUCUGAUCCCAUUUCCGGUUGAGCGACCAGUACUAGUCAGACCUGCCUCCUGUAGACUUCUCAUCGAACGAUACCCAAGAUGCGAUCUCCUCCCCCGUUGCCUGGAGCAUUGAGUAGUUUCUUCGAAGAUAGUGGUUGUCCCGCUUGCCCGACGGAGAGUUGUAUUUUGGUUGUUGUGGAAAGCAUCCUGCUGACUUUCCUGUGUAGCGUGAUGUUGACGGGGAGCCUGUGUAUUUGGCAGAGUAAACGGUAAGUGAGGUUAUACUGUGGUUAUGUGCUGUCCCACCCAAAGUUUGUGUUCGAUUGGUUCAGCCGUCGUCAUUUAUUUAAUUUAGUCAGAUAAAUAACAAAUAAAUAGACACAAUGAAGUUAUAUAUAUAUUGCCUGAGAUAUUAAAAAAUGUAUGCCAUGAUGAGGGAGUUUCCUAGCUUGAUCGCGCGAUGCUGUACAGAUAGUGAGGAUAGAGAAGAGGAGGUGGAGGAUCAAGAGGCUGUGCUGAAAAGGAAUUUAACUAAACUAUUAAAGGAUUUGGAGCAGGGGACAGUGUCUAAAGCUGUUCCAGAGAUAAACGACGCUAUGGAGUCCAACAACGUCUGCCCGUUUAGUCAUGUCGAAGGAGCAGGGGAUAACAGUAAGAAGAAAGAAGAUAUCGUUAAUAAGAAAAGCUCCGUGGAACCUAAUGAUGCGAAACCUCCAAAGAAGGAGGUAGACAUUGUAUCUACAACAACUGUAUCCAUCGAGAAAACCUUUAAAGAUAUCAGAUCUUCUGUCGUUGCCAUUGAGAAACCUACCAAGAAGGAGGUAGACAUUGUACCUACAGCAGUUAUGUCUAACGAGAACACCGUCGAAGAUACCGGAUCUACUCUCGUUGCCACUGAGAAUGAUAUUCCUGCGUUGGAGCAAGUUGUAAAUGAGGAUGGAACUGAAACCAACACAGGAAUGAAUGUCGAGGGGUCACUUAAUUUAAACCCCGUUGUUCAUCCUACUACGGCAGCCGGGAUCAAUCAGUCGAACGGAAUCAAUGCCGAUCUUAGCAACGUUGAAGGUUCCGAUGUCGCAAUUCCUGGACCUUCCACUGUAGGAGACGGCGUUAACCCUAAUGGUACUACUGUUGCACCCGAUUCGGUGGAAACGCUUGUUGAUGGAGCUACCCCUGAUCCCAAGAUUGUAGCAUCUGGCAAAUCCGGUCCCAAAGAUAAGAAGACGGCACAGACUAAGCUGAAUGCAAAUGAGUUGAGGAGAUCACAACGUAACCGUAAUUCAGGAUUGCAUGGUUUUAAUUUGAAAAAUUGGGGGGAAGGAGUAUUUAUUAUUCAUGACCUUAGCUUAGUAAAAGGGGAUCAUUUAUUCAAUUUUCUGUCAAAGGUGUUGAGAAAUGGAAUUAGAAUUUCUUGAAAUUGGGUAUUUCAUUGCAAGGAAAGUCGGACGCAAAUUUUAUUUCUUCGAAAAGUAAAAGCGGUAAAGGAAGGAUUAUAAUCAAAAACAUGGGGGGAAAAUAGUUUACAGAAAGAACUAAUUAAAAACCAUGCAAAUAUUAAGAAUAAAAAUAACAGUUUAAAAUACAAAGAAUAUUGAUUUUGUACCGAUUAUUAUAUUUUUUUUUCCCAAGCAGGUUUGAUUGAUUGAGAAACUUUGUAAAGAAGUUGAAUAAAUUAGUUUUCUAAGGUGUUGAAUUAAAUUUUUU
Molecule: messenger RNA, 1748 nt
Organism: Eurytemora carolleeae
Lineage: Eukaryota; Metazoa; Arthropoda; Copepoda; Calanoida; Temoridae
Exons: 4
Coding region: 464-1459 (331 amino acids)
Source: RefSeq, a predicted model, not a curated record